AUGGGGCUCAUAUUUAGUUUCAACGCCACACAUGAGGAGGUGCCUGAAGAUGUGAAGGAGAUGGUGGAGCCGAUUGAUUACACACCCGCGCCAGAAGACAAAAGACCGCAGGGUGAUCGUUUUUGCGCUAACUGCGGGGAGCCGUACUUUUAUUACUUCACGACAAGCACAAACUGUAACUGGUGCGGCAGGCAAUUCUGCACGCGCUGCUGCCCUAACCGACAUCUUUUAGGGGGCAAGCCGGGUUGCCCUGAAUGCACCCGCAAGGCGUAUUUGAUGAAGCGGAAAGAGUUGCUCAACGAUCAUCUAGCGGCGUUUCGUAGGUCAACUGAGAAGUCAGCGGAGGUCAAUGUUGCGUUGCAAGAAUAG
Molecule: messenger RNA, 369 nt
Organism: Trypanosoma conorhini
Lineage: Eukaryota; Euglenozoa; Kinetoplastea; Trypanosomatida; Trypanosomatidae
Exons: 1
Coding region: 1-369 (122 amino acids)
Source: RefSeq, a predicted model, not a curated record